CUCCUCUUCAAAAUAUUAGUUGGACCAAUUCCCGAUAGCCGUCUUCUUUACCCUGUUUCAAAAUCAGGAAAUCCUGGUUCCUAAUAUGUGAUGUUUUCUUUUUAAGGGGCUGGAGAAUCAGGAAAGUCCAUGAUAUCUAUGCAGGCAAGAUCCCAUUGUAUUCUUCCCUGGAAAGUUACAAUCCCAGUGACAAAUAGUAUACCUUACAUUUUUCUGAACAUCUAUCUCCAGAUAAAUCUUCUUUUCUGGACCGGCUUUGAUGUGGCGGAAUACAAGGGCUAUACGACAGUCAACCAUGUCAUCGUGUACCAGACAAUCAAAUUAAUGUAUGAUGGGGCUAAAGAGCUUGCCCAAGGGGAAUCUGACUACUCAAAAUAUGCUAUUUUACCUGAUAAUCAGCUAAGAAAUAAGUUAAGAGAGGCGGAACCCGACCCUGAUGACAGCCAAAAUCAGGCCCCACUCCUCUCUCUCUCUCUGGCACCUACUCUUCAGAUGGCCAACAACACUUUGCCAGCAACGGCUGCUGUCCAGUUAAGAGCAAGUAUAUUUUGUUGCUGA
Molecule: messenger RNA, 558 nt
Organism: Triticum aestivum (bread wheat)
Lineage: Eukaryota; Viridiplantae; Streptophyta; Magnoliopsida; Poales; Poaceae
Product: guanine nucleotide-binding protein alpha-1 subunit-like
Exons: 3
Coding region: 130-558 (142 amino acids)
Biological process (GO): adenylate cyclase-modulating G protein-coupled receptor signaling pathway
Cellular component (GO): heterotrimeric G-protein complex
Molecular function (GO): G protein-coupled receptor binding; GTPase activity; G-protein beta/gamma-subunit complex binding
Source: RefSeq, a predicted model, not a curated record